AAAAAACGUUAAUGAUCGUAAAACGAAAACAACAACGCCGACUACAGCAAAAGCAUCACUUGAACUUUUGCAACAACUUCAUCUAACAACAACCGCUGAAGCAGCAGCGGCAACUGUUUUCACAUUAACAACACCGUCGCACCAGUCGCCAGUUUCUGCAACAUUUAAUGAUAUUAUUUCAUUACAAAGAAAGAAACUAAAAUCAGACCAGGAUGAAACAACUGAGCCAGAAUUAAUAAUAACAGCAAAUAACAACAUUAUGAAGAAUAAUGAUAAUCAGUUAAACAUGAGCCCGACAAAUCAGCCAUCAGUGCAACUUGGCAAUGUCGAGAAAAUCGAUCUAACGGAAGAACAUCAAACAAAUUCUGUAAUUUUAAUUGAAAAAAGUGGAAAUGAAAUGAUGUAUUCUCCACCAAACGACCAGUGGAUGGCUGAUCGACUAGCCGAUUUAAAAUUAUUUCGAACACGAAAUAGAAAAAAUAUAUUAAAUUAUGCAACAUUCGGUAAAACACAAGCAAUCUCUGUCAACACGAAACCAUUUUCGAUAAAAAGCAUUCAACCGGAUGGUAAUUGUUUCUUUAGGGGUCUGAGUUAUACACUGACCGGGAGUGAAGAAUAUCAUGCAGAAUUUCGCAAUUUAGUUAUCAGUCAGAUCCGUCUUCAAAAUUAUACUAAUUAUGGAAAAGAUGAAUACAACCAUUUAACAGCAGAUGAGUACAUUAAAAAAUCAAAGGUCAACCGUCUGGGUGUAUUUUCAUGCGAAAAAGAAAUUUUCGCAGCAUGUGAUUUACUUAAAUGUGAAAUUUAUAUUUACCAGUCAGAACGAAACCUAUGGAUAAAAUUCAAACCAGUUUAUUCUCAAGUAUCAGGAUCUAUGGCUAUAUACCUGCGACGAAACAAUAACAAAAAUCACUUCGAUGUUGUUUUAGAUAUUGAACCAGGUAGCUAUGCGACUUAG
Molecule: messenger RNA, 958 nt
Organism: Didymodactylos carnosus
Lineage: Eukaryota; Metazoa; Rotifera; Eurotatoria; Philodinida; Philodinidae
Source: the annotation of a GenBank genome assembly